GACCAGACUGUUUUAAUGAUGAAGUUCAACGAUACACAUCCAAGAAAGCUUUGUAUUGUCAAGGCAUUGGCAUUGCUAAAAAAGGUGUUCAAGUUGCACUGGAUAGUAAUACUAUGAAUGAGUUUAUUGGUCUAAUGCAUAUCUUUAUUAAAUCAAAAUCUAUUCAAGUUGACAACUCAUUAAGAUCGAAUAUUAUUGGAUUAAUAACAAAUCCUCAUGAUAUUUCACAUCAUGGUCAACCAAAGAAGCAGUUAUAUAACUCUUUAGAAAUUAUUAACAAAUCGAAUUUUCAUCAAAUUUUUAAAUCUAAUAAA
Molecule: messenger RNA, 314 nt
Organism: Racocetra persica
Lineage: Eukaryota; Fungi; Glomeromycota; Glomeromycetes; Diversisporales; Gigasporaceae
Source: the annotation of a GenBank genome assembly